Messenger RNA from Pestalotiopsis fici W106-1, 1266 nucleotides. RefSeq lists its product as uncharacterized. Gene Ontology annotation, molecular function: lyase activity. The coding region runs from base 1 to 1266 and encodes 421 amino acids. The transcript is spliced from 2 exons. NCBI's taxonomy places the organism in Eukaryota, Fungi, Ascomycota, Sordariomycetes, Amphisphaeriales, Sporocadaceae. Gene Ontology annotation, cellular component: periplasmic space. The record is from RefSeq and is a predicted model, not a curated record.
AUGCAUUUACUCAAGAAUCUAUGCAUUUUCAAUGCCUUGCUCAUGGGACUGGGCCACACCUUGAGCACUGGGUCGAUGCAAUGGCAAAACGACAGUGCUCAUGCCGGGGGCUUUCAACAUCCCGGUGCCUUACACACGGCCGCAGAUAUCGCAAGGGUCAAGCAGCGUGUCGCAGCUGGAGACCAGCCAUGGGCCAGAGCAUACGCGCACCUCGCCAAUAACACUCUGGCGCAGACGACCUGGGUCCCGAAACCUCACGCGGUCUUGACCCGUGGGUCCAAUGCCACCUUCAGUCCGAACCAGACCUACGCGGAUGCUUACCGCGAUGCGCAUGCCGCCUACCAGCUCACUUGGCGCUAUCUAGUCACUGGCAACACCUCAUUCGCGGACCACGCAGCCCUGAUUCUCGAUAGCUGGUCCUCGACGCUGCAGACCAUCAAUGGAACAGAAGAUCUCUAUCUGGCCGCUGGCCUGUACGGCUAUCAGUUCGCCAAUGCAGCCGAGCUCCUGCGUGUCUAUCCGGGCUGGCCUCAAGCAAAUCAGACAGCUUUUGGAAACAUGCUCAAUGACAUCUUUGCCGUGUUCAACCGGGAUUUCCUCUUGAACCACAACAACAAGCAGAAUUUUUAUUACGCCAAUUGGGACCUUUGCAAUAUUGCUUCACUCUUGUCCAUUGGCAUCUACAACGAUAACCAGACAAUGUUCGAUUAUGCCGUCGAUUACUUCAAGAAUGGCCUGCCCGGUGGCGUGGUAGCCAAUGGAGCACUUCCGUUUUAUUCCAUUGCAAACUUCACCGAGGAAGGUUCCGAUAAAAUACUGAUGCAAGGCCAAGAGUCUGGCCGAGAUCAGGGCCAUGCUGGGCUGUCAACCGUAUUGACUGGAGUUGUAGCACAGCUGGGUUUCAAUCAGGGUGUUGAUCUGUUUGAUGUUUUUGGUCGCGAAGUCCUGCACGGUGCCGAAUACUUCAGCAAGUAUAACGUCGGGUAUGAUGUGCCAUAUACCUCAUACAUUAGCUGGGAGGGCAACUUGAGCGUUGUAGCCGAGAAACAACGUUAUGCUGUCAGGCCAGGAAUGGAGCUUAUCCAUUCGCAUUACGCAGAACUCAAAGGGCUGAAUGCAUCUUGGUCGCAGGAAUUUCGAGACUAUGUCAACCGAAACAUCACGGCCAAUGUUGAAGGAGGAGGUGGCGAUUUUGGUCCAAACUCUGGUGGAUUUGAUGCAUUCGGACAUGGCACGCUUCUGUACCGUCUAACACCAGAGUCUUAA